UUGAAAUGAAAAAGAGAUUCAGAGUAUGGUGGUACAAAGAAGGAGAGCCCCCAUUGUUUCAUAGAGGACCAUUAAAAGACAUCUAUGCCACGGAAGGCCAAUUCAUUGAUAUGUUAGAGAAUGAUGGGAACCCAUUUUCGGCUGAUGAUCCAAACGAUGCCGUUUCAUUUUUCAUUCCAAUUAGUGUGACCAAUAUUAUAUCCAAUGUUUACAGGGCGAAUAAUCACAUUGAUUAUUCACGCUUACGUCUUCAAAACAUUGCUGAGGACUACAUUCGAAUUAUAUCCUCUAGAUAUCCUUAUUGGAAUAGGUCCUCCGGAGCUGACCAUUUCAUGCUUUCUUGUCAUGAUUGGGGACCAGAUGUUUCAACAGCCAACCCUAAACUUUUCAAGAACUUCAUUAGAGUACUUUGCAAUGCAAACUCCUCCGAAAGCUUCCUACCUGUCCGAGAUGUUUCCUUACCAGAAGUUAAGAUCUCUUCCACCAAACUAACUCCACCACUCCUCAACUUGCCUCCUAGUAACCGUUCUAUAUUUGCUUUUUUCGCUGGCGGUGUUCAUGGGCAUGUAAGAGAGCAACUAUUCAAGUAUUGGCAAGACAAGGACAAGGAUAUCCAAGUUCAUGAUUACCUACCUAAAACCCUAAACUACUCCGAGUUAAUGGGGCAAAGCAAGUUUUGCUUGUGCCCUAGCGGCUAUGAAGUGGCUAGUCCAAGAAUAGUAGAGUCUAUAUACCACGGAUGUGUCCCGGUGGUAAUUUCUGAUAACUAUGUCUUACCGUUUAGUGAUGUUCUUGAUUGGAGCAAGUUUUCGAUACAUAUUCCAGUGUCAAGCAUACCGGAAAUGAAGAAGAUUUUGGAAGGUGUUUCUAUGGAUGAGUAUUUGGAAAUGCAAAAACGAGUUGUUCAAGUUCAACGCCAUUUUGUGGUGAAUAGGCCGUCUAAACCCUUUGAUUUUUUUCAUAUGGUAAUGCACUCUUUGUGGAUCAGGAGGCUUAACGUAAAGCUUUUGUAGUUGGUGAAAGGAAAAGAUAUGCCCAUUAGAUAUUAUUAUCUAAUUUGUUCCGUCAGUUACAUUUUAACCUCAAAAUUAUUAUCUAAGAAAGCAGCCAUAUGCCCAUUAGAUAACUUUGUGAGAUCAAUUGAUAGUAGUAUCAAAAUUACCGUUUUCAAGCAAGACUUCAGUUUAAAUUUUUUUAGCAACA
Messenger RNA from Ziziphus jujuba (common jujube), 1203 nucleotides. RefSeq names its product probable glycosyltransferase At5g11130. Gene Ontology annotation, molecular function: glycosyltransferase activity. Bases 6 to 1013 code for a protein of 335 amino acids. The transcript is spliced from 2 exons. The record is from RefSeq and is a predicted model, not a curated record. NCBI's taxonomy places the organism in Eukaryota, Viridiplantae, Streptophyta, Magnoliopsida, Rosales, Rhamnaceae.